AUGGAUCCGGGGCCGCGAUUGCAAGUGUGCAAGUGGACAGGCUGCGGCGAAAACUUUCCCACCUCGAAGGAGCUCCACGACCAUGUCCGCGACUCGCAUGUGGCCAACGAGGUCGCCGUGGCCGGUUCGUUUACCUGCGGGUGGGGCUCCUGUCCGACGACGACCAAGAGGCGCGGCAAAUUGGUCUCGCACCUUCUCGUGCACGUGAAUUACAAGGCGCACAAGUGCAACAUGUGCGAAAAGACGUACAAGCGGCCCCACGAGCUUAAGAAGCACCAG
Messenger RNA from Tricharina praecox, 279 nucleotides. RefSeq lists its product as uncharacterized. Lineage: Eukaryota; Fungi; Ascomycota; Pezizomycetes; Pezizales; Pyronemataceae. The transcript has a single exon. Gene Ontology annotation, molecular function: zinc ion binding. Gene Ontology annotation, cellular component: nucleus. The record is from RefSeq and is a predicted model, not a curated record. Gene Ontology annotation, biological process: positive regulation of transcription by RNA polymerase II. The annotation marks the transcript as partial.